AUGGCCUACCUGGUGAAAAAGAUGGCAGCCUUGUGCUGGUUGCGAUCCUGUCUUGGCGCUGCUGAAAUGCCAGAUGUUUCUCUAGUGCCAUAUCAGAGAGUAGCAGCUUCGAAGCUUCUUUGGGCCAUCAUUGAAUGUGAUGCGCAGGGGCCUCAAGUUAAGAGACGCACAAAGGGUGGGCGCUUGCUUGGGUGGACGCACAAAGGGAUGCCGGACAAGCGCGGGCAUCGGCGCACCCCGGCUCAAGUUCAGCGAGAAGGUGCUAAGAGGAUCGAGAGGAAGAACCAGGAGUUGAUGGCUCUCCGUGAGGAGACACUGGUGAAGAAGGAGGAGGUGGAGGCACUGCGAGACAGGGUCGAGCAGCGCGAACUGAAGAAGGCCACACUCAUGCAAAAGCUGCAGCACCUCGAAAGUAGCCGCAGUGACUCCAGUGGUUCCUCGAGCUCUUCUGAAAGUUCCUCUGAAGGCUGGGCAGAAUGCCAAGUGAACAAUGCUUUUUUGGAGGGUGCUGAACAAGUACCGACUUUAUUUCAGAUGACGUGUUUGCUUGUGCCGGGGACCAUGAUAGGACCUGGUGUGGCCGAGAGCAAGCAGAUGUCAGGGCCCUCUGCCCAUGCAGCUGGUGUGAAAAGAGAAGGCUCCAGCGAGGGCGUGGCGCCCAAAAAGGCACCGAAGGACAAACGCUAUGCCUGGCGAGACCGCCGAACCGAGGGUCAGCUGAAGGCUGAAGCUGAGGUGACAGAGAACCUGGAAAAGGUGGAGCAGGACAUCCUGUCAGAACGUGAAGUGCAGGCAGAGCUCGAAAAUGAGAAACAGGAGCUAAAGGAGAAGGAGGCUGCCCUGACCAAAGAGAUUGAGGAUCUCAAGCAGAAAGAGAGGACCAUUUGGUACAUGUCGGACUUUUCAGGGCUGGAUCUUCCUGCCUCUGCCAUGCGUCGUGUGAAGCCUGACAUGGUCCACUUGUUCUCCUCUGAAGUGGACUCGUUUGGCUUCAAGUGCUAUGUUGCUGACCUAACAGGCUGUGUGGUCACAGCAGUACCCCGAGAUGUUUUGUUUGAGGCACUCUCGCAACUGGAGCCAGACAUCUUCGUUCUGCGGAUGAGUGUUGACCGCCAAGAUGAGGUCUACGCGAUGAUCCUCACCCAUGGCUUUGAUGAAGGCUAUGACCUCGAAACAUGGGCCCAUGGGCAGGACCGAACUAUGGCAUUUGUGGCUGGCAUCCAAAAGACCGAGAGUGCUAUCUUGGCUGCUGCCAAGGUGCCAGUGAUUUUGGAAAUGAUCGAAAAUGAGACUUGGGCUUCAGCCAUCAGUGUACGACACAAUGACAAGUCCACCUUUGCUUUGGAAGCUGUAAGAGAGCCGCGAACGUUCUUAACGUCCACUGCUUUUCUGCACUUUUUGACUCUGAUCCUGAAGAAGAACAAUGCACUUGAACCCCAGCACUACUCACUUCUCACCAAAAGAUGCUAUGCUGAGGCAAUCCUACGUGGAGACAAGGUGAUCGAAGCGAGAAGAGCAUCACAAAUAAAGAGCUUGAAAGUCGGAAUGACCCUGGCAAUGCAUUGGCGCACAAGUACUCGCAUCUAUUGCGAAGUGGUGUCACUGACCCAGUAUGACAAUGCGAAGAUCAUGGUUGACGAUGUGGGCCAUGCUGCCUUGGGGUUUGCCAAUCUCACUGACUGCUGUGAUGUCUACCACAAGUUUUACGGAGACAACCAGAAGAUGAUCGCAAUCGGAGUGAGCAACCCUCGUCGAGUGGAAGAUGUCCAGACUCUGAUCCUGAAGAAGAACAAUCAGCUUGGCCUAGGGCGAGAUGGACUUUUUUGCAACGCCCUGCCCCCCCCCUCCUUUUUGACUGAGCACCAGCAAGUCACUGCCAUCCCGACGGAUCCCGGGACGACCUUGUCGCCCGAAGAAAUGCAGGUGGCCUUGCGACGCCGCCUCCGCCUCCCCUUGCCCCUAGCCUCGCGCCACUGCGGCGGCGACAGGGGGUAUGGUUGCGGCGCCCCCUCGGACCCCUUCGGGGACCACGCAACCGCUUGCCAUCGCACCGGCCUGCUAGCCCGCCGUGCGAAAGUCGUCGAGCUGGCCUGGCUCCGGGUUGCGCGUGAAGCGGUCGGGGCUGAAGGCCGCGUCAUCGCCCAGCCACUCCUGGGGGAUACGAACAUACCGGGCGUGUCUUGCUCCGAUCAACGCCGAUUGGACAUCGUCAUCUAUGGGGCUGACCCCCACGGGGUGGCGCUCUGCGGGGACGCCACCCUGGUCGCGCCUUUGAAUCGGCGCGGGCAGCCUACUCACGGCUCUGCCACCCGGGACGGCGCGGCCCUGGAGGCCGCCGAGCGUCGCAAGCACCGGGCUUACCCGGAAUUGCUGCGCGGGGGGCCACAACGCCUCCUUGUCCUCGGCGCCGAAACGGGGGGGCGAUGGAGCCGCGACUGCUUCUCCCUCAUGCGCAUCUUGCUGACUGCCCGAUCGCGCCGCACGCCGUCCCUAGUGCGCCGGGCCAUGUGCUCUGGGUGGCAGCGGCGCUGGUGGGCGCUCCUCGCCUGUGCGGUGCAGCGUGCCGUGGCGAUGAGCGCCACCUCGGCGCCAUGGGCUUCCACGCCCCCUACGCCUGCCACACCCCCUUGCCCCUUGGCCAUCCUCUCUCUGGCUGACUUCGCGGGCCCCAGCCGCCUCGGCUUCCCUGCGUAG
Messenger RNA from Cladocopium goreaui, 2694 nucleotides. The record is from the annotation of a GenBank genome assembly. NCBI's taxonomy places the organism in Eukaryota, Dinophyceae, Suessiales, Symbiodiniaceae.